GUCCUGGGCGGGAUCUGGGCGGUCGGCAAUUAGUCGGUUUUGCCCCUCUUUUUUUUUUUUUUUUUGUAGACUUAAAGACAUUUUCGUAAUUUGGCCAAACUCCCAAUUCCCAAAUCGAAGAUAAGGUUCUGAGCCUCUGAGGGUCGACGUUUUGAACCCAAAAAUUCCCAAAUCGAAGCAAAAAGCUCCGGUCUCUUUCUCUCAGUCUCUCUGCCUCUCUCUGCGGUCUGGCCGCACUAUUAUCAGCUGCUCAAGUGCUCAGCCUCUCUCGGAGUCGCCGAUGACCACGAUUUUCUGCUUCUUCGACUCCUCCAGUCCUCCUCAAGCUGUCAAGCCACUCAAGCAGCAAUUCUUCAAGACACUGGUUCGAUUUCUGGGUUCUUCAAGACAGUGAUCCACUCGGUUCGAUUUCUGGGUUCUGCAACUCGGGCAAUGGCAGGUACUACAUCUUCCUCGGCAUCUAAUGCAAUGUCGGAGAUGGGUUCAUCAUUGAAGCGUGGUUCAGGUGAUAUUGGAUGGGAAUAUGCGGAGUUGGCGGAUGCUUCAAACUUGGAUAGGUUGAAGUGUAAGUUGUGUGGGAAAUUAGUGAGUGGUGGGAUAUAUCGAAUGAAACAACAUAUUGCCCACAUCAAGGGAAAUGUGGCUCCUUGUAAAAAGUCUUCGGAUGAGGAUAAAGCUAAAUGCAAGAAUGCUAUUGAAGAGGCAAAGUCUACGAAGAAACAAAAGAGUAAACAUGAAGUAGAAAUAAGGCAAGAAGUCAUUAUUGAAGGAGAUGAAGACAAUGAAGCGAGUCAAGGGACAAGAAGAAUGCCGCAUACUCUUGGGCCUAUGGACCAUUUUGCAUCCCCCAUCGAUCCGGAUUCUUCAUUGGAUGGAAGUAGGAAGAUGAGACAACAAAAUAUCAAUGAUGCACUUUUCAAGCAAAGAACACAUAGUGUGCAUCAAUACUUGGCUAGAUGGGUGUAUGAAGCCGGGAUUCCUUUUCAUGCUAUUGAUAGUGAUAGCUUCAAGAGGUUUGUCGAAGCGGUUGGUCAAUUUGGCCCGGGUUACCGACCUCCAAGCCAAUAUCAAUUAAGGGAGCCACUAUUGAAGGAAGAGGUAGAUAGAACUAAAAGUUCAUUGAAGAAGCAAGAAGAAGAGUGGGCUUUGAAUGGUUGCUCUAUUAUGACCGAUGCUUGGAGUGACCGGAAAAGAAGAAGCAUCAUGAAUUUGUGUGUCAAUUGUGCGGAAGGCACAACUUUUCUCUCUUCUAAGGAAGCAUCGGAUGAGGCACACACCGGGACAUAUAUUUUUGAAUAUGUGGACAAGUGCAUUGAAGAAAUUGGGCCACAAAAUGUGGUUCAAGUGGUGACGGACAAUGCUUCAAAUAAUAUGGCGGCGGGAGAUUUGAUGAAGUUGAAGAGGCCAAACAUAUUUUGGACUUCAUGUGCAACUCACACCUUCAAUCUUAUGCUUCAAGGAAUUGGCAACCAACCUAGAUUCAAAGGGGUCAUUGAGAAGGCAAAGAGCUUCACCAUCUAUAUUUAUGCACAUCACAAGACUUUGGCAUUGAUGAGGAAGUUUACAAAGAAAAGAGAUAUAGUGAGGCCGGGAGUCACUAGAUUUGCAACCACCUUCCUCACUUUGCAAAGCUUGAUGGAGAAGAAGAAUGAGUUGAGAGCUAUGAUCACUAGUGAUGAAUGGAAUGCAAGCAAGCAUGCAAAGAGUGUAAAGGGGAAGACGGCGGUGAAUAUUGCUUUGAGUGCUUCUUUUUGGAAUGGGGUAAGUCUUUGCUUGAAGGUGUUUGCCCCUUUAGUCAAGGUGCUUCGCCUUGUUGAUGGGGAUAGAAAGCCAUCAAUGGGCUUUGUGUACGGAGAACUACUUAGAGCCAAAGAGGAGAUUAAAAUGGCAUUCAAAGAUCAAGAAGCUCACUAUCGUCCAAUCCUUGAUAUUGUUGAUAGAAAAGCCCGUGGUCGGCUUGAUAGUCCAUUGCAUUUAGCGGGUUACCUCUUGAACCCUUACUACACAUAUGCCAAUUCAAGCAUUGAGAAUGAUAAUGUGGUCAUGGAUGGGUUCUUCACUUGUGUUGAGGUAUUCUUUCCCGAUGACAUUCAAACUCAAAGUUUGGUGACAAAUGUAGAAUUGCACAAGUAUUUGAAGAAAGAGGGUGGAUUUGGAAGAAGUUUGGCUAAGCCGGGAUGCGCACAAAAUGAUGACAAUUAUAAUCCGGUUUUGUGGUGGAAUAUUUAUGGUAACCUUGUACCAAAAUUGCAAAGUAUGGCUAAAAGGAUACUUGCAUUGACCACAAGCUCAUCCGGAUGUGAGAGAAAUUGGAGCACUUUUGAGGGGAUCCAUACAAAGAAAAGGAAUAGACUAGAUACAACGAGGUUAAACAAUUUAGUCUAUGUCCAAUUCAAUGCCAAGAUUCUCAACAAGAAGAGAAGAAUGAAAGAGAGGAAUGUGGAUGUAUUACUAGCAUGUGAAGCUACUAUGGCCCAAGGAUGGAUUGUGGAUGGUGGUGAUGAAGAUGUAGAUUCCGAUCUUACUAGUGAUGUAGUUGGAGAGGGAUCAGGAUUGGGAGUGGAUAGUAGCUUAGAGCCUAGGAGAAGUAGUAGAAUUCAAGAAAUUAGAGAACUUCAUGAGGAUGAUUUUGUAUCGGAUGAAGAGGAAGAAGAUGAGAUGACUUUUGAGUUUGAUUCCGAUGAGGAGGGAGUACUAGAGGGAUAUGGAGAAGAAGAAUUUGAGGAUUAGGCUUGGAAGAAUCAAAUUUGCAAUUUUUUUUUAAUUUCAAAGAACUCAUUAUCUCAUUUUUGUAGAACAUUUUAUCUAUAUUUUGAGUAUUUUAACUAUUUUCAAACAUUAUAA
Rosa rugosa (rugosa rose) is the source of this 2844-nucleotide messenger RNA. RefSeq lists its product as uncharacterized. The transcript is spliced from 5 exons. Bases 433 to 2730 code for a protein of 765 amino acids. Lineage: Eukaryota; Viridiplantae; Streptophyta; Magnoliopsida; Rosales; Rosaceae. Gene Ontology annotation, molecular function: protein dimerization activity; DNA binding. The record is from RefSeq and is a predicted model, not a curated record.